Messenger RNA from Musa acuminata subsp. malaccensis (wild Malaysian banana), 1513 nucleotides. Its product is annotated as large ribosomal subunit protein uL3. The record is from RefSeq and is a predicted model, not a curated record. Gene Ontology annotation, cellular component: ribosome; cytosolic large ribosomal subunit. Gene Ontology annotation, molecular function: RNA binding; structural constituent of ribosome. NCBI's taxonomy places the organism in Eukaryota, Viridiplantae, Streptophyta, Magnoliopsida, Zingiberales, Musaceae. Gene Ontology annotation, biological process: translation.
CGCACAUGCACUUGUCGCAUCUUCGGCGGCUAUAUAAACCCUCGUUAGGGUUUCCGACGCGAAUGCGGGGAAGCAAUCGCCGUUGGAGGGGGGAGAGACGUAAGAAGGAUGUCUCAUCGUAAGUUUGAACACCCAAGGCAUGGGUCCCUCGGGUUCCUCCCCAGGAAGAGAGCCUCCCGCCACCGUGGCAAAGUAAAGUCCUUUCCCAAGGAUGAUCCGACAAAGCAUUGCAGGUUAACAGCUUUCCUUGGAUACAAGUCUGGAAUGACACACAUUGUUCGUGAGGUUGACAAACCAGGCUCAAAGCUUCACAAGAAGGAGACAUGUGAGGCUGUGACUAUCAUAGAAACUCCGCCAAUGAUUGUUGUGGGAGUUGUUGCUUACGUGAAGACUCCACGUGGACUUCGUUCUCUUAACACUGUGUGGGCUCAACAUCUGAGUGAGGAAGUGAGGAGGAGAUUUUACAAGAGCUGGUACAAGAGCAAGAAGAAGGCUUUUACAAAGUACUCCAAGAAAUAUGAAAGUGAAGAAGGAAAGAAGGAAAUUCAGGUGCAGCUGGAGAAGAUGAAGAAAUAUGCAUCUGUUAUCCGUGUGCUGGCUCAUACACAGAUAAGGAAGAUGAAAGGUCUGAAACAGAAAAAGGCUCACUUGAUGGAGAUCCAGGUCAAUGGAGGGACAGUUGCUCAGAAGGUUGACUAUGCUUACAGCUUCUUUGAGAAGCAAAUCCCUAUCGAUGCUGUCUUCCAGAAAGAUGAGAUGAUCGAUGUCAUUGGUGUGACCAAAGGUAAAGGUUAUGAAGGUGUGGUGACUCGUUGGGGUGUCACUCGCCUCCCACGCAAGACACACAGAGGACUCCGCAAGGUUGCCUGUAUUGGUGCAUGGCACCCAGCCAGAGUCUCCUACACUGUUGCUCGUGCUGGUCAGAAUGGAUACCACCACCGUACUGAAAUGAACAAAAAGAUAUAUAAAAUUGGGAAAUCUGGGGAUGAGUCACACACUGCUAUUACUGAGUUUGACAGAACCGAGAAGGAUAUCACGCCAAUGGGUGGUUUCCCGCACUAUGGUAUUGUGAAAGAUGACUACCUUAUGAUCAAGGGUUGCUGUGUUGGGCCAAAGAAGAGGGUUGUUACGCUUAGACAGUCCCUACUGAAGCAGACUUCUCGCGUCGCCCUCGAGGAGAUCAAGCUUAAGUUCAUUGAUACUUCUUCUAAGUUCGGGCAUGGACGCUUCCAGACAACCGAGGAGAAGAGCAAGUUCUAUGGUAGGAUGAAGGCUUAAUUGGUGCCUGGUUUUGAGGUUUUUCCGAGUCUUUGUUUGGUUAUCUUUUUUUCAUCAGAUUGGCUACCUGCUAAGUUAUUUGUCAUAUGAGAGAACAGAAGAGGGAAGUUGAUGGUAGGUCAAGCUACAUUUCAUCUUUGAUUUUGUUUUGUGGAUUAAACUUGGUUGAUUUGAAUUUUGGACAUGAAAUAAUUUGAGAAAUCUGAGCUAAUGGGUUGUUGCAUUAGGUUGCUAA